Mizuhopecten yessoensis (Yesso scallop) is the source of this 3629-nucleotide messenger RNA. RefSeq names its product polypeptide N-acetylgalactosaminyltransferase 1-like. Gene Ontology annotation, cellular component: Golgi apparatus. The transcript has 10 exons. Bases 375 to 2081 code for a protein of 568 amino acids. The record is from RefSeq and is a predicted model, not a curated record. NCBI's taxonomy places the organism in Eukaryota, Metazoa, Mollusca, Bivalvia, Pectinida, Pectinidae.
CAGGUAAACACGCACACCUGUAUAGCGACUCACAUGUGUAUUGGUCAGACUUGGACACACGUGCCCUGUUGUUGGUAUACAAAUGGAUAUAUAUUUAAAACUAUGAAUUAACUUAUCACCAUGUGUUGUAAACCACAAGGAAUGAAGUACCUGUGCUAAAAUUGUUGUUAACACUCCGAUGUAACCCAGGUGUAUCGGGAUCGGGGUUUGCACACACUACUGGGAGGUGAAUGUGAUUUUACACACUAUAAGUGGAUUCGUGUUCUGUCAGGCAUGGGAUAUAACGGAGUAAUAAAAGUCGUGUGAGACAUGCAAACAGCUCAAAAUUAUUGUUUCAAAUUUGAAAGAAGAAAAUCUAAGACACUUUCGGCAGUAUGAGACUUGUAUAUCGCUACGUUAGUGCUGCCUGUGUGUUUCUGACCGUUGUGGUACUACUAGUAUACAGACAGUACGUGUGGAGAAGGAACAAAAGUUAUAGCACUGUCCAUCUGCGGAACUGGGGACCAGGAGCUGUCUUCUACAACCCUUCCGGAAACAAAACCUCCCUAAUCAAGUUCCCCUAUAAUGCUCGACCCCCGGGAGUCGGGCGCAUAAAGGAGGACCAGUGGAUGUUCCGUCUACGGAAACAGCAUAAUAUCAACAUCUAUAUCAGCGACUCCCUUCCCCUCAACAGGGAGGUACCCGACUCAAGACCUCCAGGUUGUAAGACGCUGACCUUUCCUACCAGCCUGCCGACAUUGAGUGUGGUGAUUGCCUAUCAUAAUGAGUGGCCGUCUGUCCUACUGCGGACCGUCCACAGCAUUGUCAAUCGGACACCCAAGUCCAUCCUCAAGGAAAUCAUCCUGGUGGACGACGCUAGCGAUUCAGAUAUCUACCAGAUGGAAGUUUACCAAUAUGUGCGACAGAGCUUCAGUGAAGACCUUGUUCAGAUGGUGACUUUACCAGUGCGGUCAGGACUGAUUCGAGCACGAUUGGAGGGAUUUAAACACGUUACAGGACAAACUGUUGCAUUCUUCGAUAGCCAUAUGGAGGCCAACGUUGACUGGGCACAGCCCCUGUUACAACAAAUAUUGGCGGAUGAUCGGACGAUAGCCAUGGCCCAGCUGGACUACGUAGAGAGGAAUAGUUUCAAGUAUAGGUUCACCAAGGGCUACCGAACAAGAUACGGGUUCGACUGGCGGCUCCAGUUCUUUGAGACCGAGUUCAGAAAGGACCAGCUGGCUGGCAAAUCUGAUACUGAUGUUCUCCCAGGUGUGGUGAUGGUCGGAGCUGCGUUUGUUGUUGAUGUGAAAUACUUCACAGAUAUCGGUACAUAUGAUGACGGCAUGAAGAUCUGGGGAGGCGAAAAUCUCGAGCUGUCGUGGAGGGUGUGGCUAUGUGGAGGUCGUCUUGUGCACGUGCCGUGCUCGAGGGUAGGUCACAUUGAACGUGAUCAGCCGUAUGACUUCCUUGAUGACAGGAGAAAGGUAGAACUGUACAACUAUCGGCGGGCGGUCAGUGUAUGGAUGGGAGAGUACUCCCGAUACGUAUACGGAUUCUACCCAGAUAUGAAGGGUAUUUCUGUUGGUGACUUGGACGAAAGAAUCAGACUCAAAAACAAGUUGCAGUGUCGGUCGUUUGAUUGGUUCAUGAAUAAUAUCUGGCCGGAGUUGUUCGCUUAUGAUGUCAACGUGACGUCAUCGGGAGGAGCAGGCUUGGAGAACUUCAGGCCACCUCGUUGCCUUGACAACAACUUGUACCUGUUUUCGUCCCCGGCUCCACUCCGUGUCCAAUACUGCAACUAUCACGUGAUGCAACAGAACUUCGCACUCACCACAACUAAAGAACUUCGGACGAUACUGCAGUGUGUACAUGUGAAGAGGGAAGACAUGGACUAUGUACCUUGUCUAGCAAACUGUCUGGAGGUACAGGAUAAAUGGGAACAUUCAAAGGAGGGUCUACUUGUGCACUUGACCACGCGACUCUGCAUGGCGCUACUACGUGACUCCCUCAUAUUGCGAGAUUGUAAGGCAGGGGACCCCAGCCAGACUUGGACGUUUGCCAGCCAACGCGCAGAUGGUGCUAAUGCAGCAAAUUGGUGACACAGUCGUUCACUUGAUGAUGCACCUAUUCGACUAAAUAAUUGUUCUUAGUGCUUUCCACCAAAAUGAUAGAAGACAAUGCGGUCGCAAGAGCAGAAUGGAUGCAUUUGUCAAGAUUAUUGCAAUCAGCUGCAUGUUUCAUUAUUGACACAAGGUAGUUAGGAAAUAUCUGCCUUCUUUUUUUACAGACUUGGCCAAAUAUCGGCUGUAGAUUGAGAUUAUAUGAAUAUUAUUCCAUUUUGUCAUACCUCAUUUCUCGGUUGAUUGAUAGGCAACCUGAUAUUAUGCAUACACUUAUCUUUAGCGUGCUGCAGAUAUCGUGAGAGAGAUCUGAAAAAGAGAACGCGUGCAAAAUGAUAACCCUCUGCACGUUUUAAUCACUUUAUCUACAAAACUUUCAAAUCUUUCCUAUUUUGUUUUUGUUACGUUUCGUCACUGCCGUCAUUAUCAUUUGUCAUGCACGUCAAAAACCUUUUUUGCUGUUAAUAGUGAGUCGUGAAUUUCUCGUAUGUGGAAAUGUAUAAAUUUGAUAUACAAUUUUGUUGAACAAUACGCUAUGAAUAAUGCCUGAAGUGAAAACUCUUUUUAUAAUGGUUGGGUAGCCACUCUUCAUUGUUAGGCGCUGCUGAUGUAUGGCCGUUCUUGACCAUGAACGUUCGGUAACAGAUGGAAGUCAUGGUCCCGGCAUUUUGUGUAUAGACGAAAUACAAUGUAGUUACAGACGUCUUUGACUUUAUCAGCAACAGGUACCGACACACGAUUCAGAUACAAUGUACCAAAGUGCACUAAACAGUUUCAGAUAAAAGAUAUAUACAGUUCGUAUAUCUGUAAUAAGUGCAUAUAUUUGUGACACCUGUUUUCAUGUAACCACAAUGUCAUUGUACAACACGAUAAAGGAACUACAUAUUUUACAUUCAAUCUGCCUAGGUGUUGGUUUUCCAUAAUUAUUAUCAUAUCAAACAACCCUUCAUUGUGUUAUCCAACCAUUUCAUUAUACACUCAUAAUGUUGUACCAUUGUUCCUAUAACUAUAUAAAUGUCUAUAUGGUAUUAUUUUGUAUCACUUUUUAGCUCGCGUGUUCGAAGAACAGAGAGCUAUAUAACGAUACCCCCGGCGUGAGCGUGGAAAUGUGAAAGUUUUACCUGCAAAUUAUUUAGAAGCUUGUCAUUCAUUAAAUAUGUGUAGUUGGAUGCUGAUAUUUAGCAUGAAGAUUCAUAAUGGGUAUGCUAUUGAGGUAGUGAAGUUAAAAUUAUUAAAUAAUUUCAAUUAUUUUAGACUUUCGACCAGUUGAUGUACUAAACGUUUUUGAAGCACAUCAACGUUAAAGUUUUAAUUGCAAGUUAUUUAAAAGCUUGUCAGUCAUUAAAUAUGUGUACGAGGAUGCUGAUAUUUGUCAGUCAUUAAAUAUGUGUAGGAGGAUGCUGAUAUUUGUCAGUCAUUAAAUAUGUGUACGAGGAUGCUGAUAGUUUGCAUAGAGGUUCCUGUGGGGUAAAACAUUGAUGAAGUUAAAAUUAGAAAACAAAUUCAUUUUUUGUUUUUGAGACUUUU